Molecule: messenger RNA, 501 nt
Organism: Helianthus annuus (common sunflower)
Lineage: Eukaryota; Viridiplantae; Streptophyta; Magnoliopsida; Asterales; Asteraceae
Exons: 1
Coding region: 1-501 (166 amino acids)
Source: RefSeq, a predicted model, not a curated record
AUGGAGCAAUACGUUUCAUUUAAGAGAUGUAGUUGGGUUCCUGCUAAAUGUAAUAUUCUUAUGUGGAGGGCGGGGCUCGACCGGAUCCCGACGAGACAAGCUCUUUGUAGAAGAAACAUUCGGAUCAACUCGGAUGAGUGUGGGCUUUGCGGUGAAGGGGUUGAUUUGGUGGACCACAUCUUCACGGCAUGUGAGUAUUCGUUGUGUGGGUGGGCUAGGCUUCCGCCCCUUUACGCGUUUACAUUCAAGGACAUAAUGGAUUUCCACAAAAGUAUACCGGGAAACAAAAAAGUUAAGGAAACUGUUCGGGGUCUCAUGUUCGUGGCUUGCUGGUGUAUUUGGAAAGCGAGGAAUGCAAACAUAUUCUCAAACUGGAAUGGUAAUAGUGGGGAGAUUUUUGAGGAAGUUAGGUCUCUAGGUUUUCUAUGGUUGAAAAGUCGAUCGAAGCAUAGGAAUCUAGAUUGGAGAAAAUGGUGUAAUUUCACUUUGUAUACGUUGUAG